Messenger RNA from Entrophospora sp. SA101, 333 nucleotides. Lineage: Eukaryota; Fungi; Glomeromycota; Glomeromycetes; Entrophosporales; Entrophosporaceae. The record is from the annotation of a GenBank genome assembly.
AUGGAUGACAUAGAAGACAUUCCCUUAUCUCCUCCUCCUUUUGAAUAUGAACCUACUUCUUCAAUUGAAAUCAUUUCUGAAACAGAAACAGUUACAACCAACAGUUCUAACAGUUUAAAUAGAAAAAAACGAAAUACUGGUGCACGUCAAAAACCUUAUGCAUACAGCCGAAAAGGUGGAAACACAACAAAUCUUAUUGUCCAUUUGCGUGAUAAACACAAAAUCACAAAAGAAAAUUAUUUUCAGUUUUUAGAUAAUUCUAAUCAGCCCCGACGUGAUCAAACUCAAAUUAUAGGAUAUUUAAAAGCAGCAGCUCCAUGCUCACCAAAAUGA